Messenger RNA from Chaetomium globosum CBS 148.51, 534 nucleotides. RefSeq lists its product as uncharacterized. The transcript has 3 exons. Lineage: Eukaryota; Fungi; Ascomycota; Sordariomycetes; Sordariales; Chaetomiaceae. The record is from RefSeq and is a predicted model, not a curated record. Bases 1 to 534 code for a protein of 177 amino acids.
AUGGAGAAGAAAACGCCGCCCCUGCUCCUCCCAGGCUCACCCCACACCCUUCCGGCUGAACUACCAAUCAUCGCUCCAACGGGUUACAUGCAGGGAGGGAUCGACAGAAAAGCUCAAAGCACUGCCAUCACGGCCCCCCAAGCAAUUCCCUCAUUCGGCAUGAGCCCCGAGACGAACCCGCCGGCCGUUGGGCCGGCUGAGUCCGGGCUGCGGGAGCAUGGGGAGCCCAUUGUCACCCACCGGGUCGGGACUGGCUGGAAUCUUCCGCUGCAUCCACUUGCCAUGAUUUACACACAUCACGCAUCAUCACACGCGGCUGAUGUUCCAUCAAAGCAAAAGAACUCAGCCGCUCGUUGGGCGAUGACGAGCAUGGUCACUUCAACGCUGGUUCUGCUCGAGAGGGUUACUCUCGUACCCACAGAAACCUCACCGAGCAGCCGAGCUCAGCUUGACAUGGAGCGGAGAUUUGAAAGAGCAUAUAACUACCGCUUGAUAUUACUCACCUUCAUACCACACCACAACCGCCCCAGCUAG